Spinacia oleracea (spinach) is the source of this 1173-nucleotide messenger RNA. RefSeq names its product pathogenesis-related thaumatin-like protein 3.5. The record is from RefSeq and is a predicted model, not a curated record. Lineage: Eukaryota; Viridiplantae; Streptophyta; Magnoliopsida; Caryophyllales; Amaranthaceae. The coding region runs from base 93 to 956 and encodes 287 amino acids. The transcript is spliced from 3 exons.
CCUAUGACUCUACGGCGUCUACGCCCAUUGCUUUAUAUCAACCACUGCCUUGAAUCUCUUCCUUGUAUAAUUCCAAACGAAAAAGGAAAUCCAUGGAGACCAAUUCAAUUUCACUCGUUUAUUCUGUCUUUAUUUUCUCCCUUCUUUCUCAAGGAAGCUGGAGAAUAACAGAAGCUGCAAGAGUGUUCACAAUCAUAAACGAUUGCACAGAAACAAUAUGGCCAGCCAUAAUCCCAGGAGAAAGCUUUGAAGGAGGAGGCUUCGUCUUAAAACCAGGCCAAUCAAAAGUCAUCACCGCUCCAGCAGCAUGGUCAGGCCGUAUUUGGGGUCGCAGUGGGUGCAACUUCGAUGAAAACGGCAGUGGCACCUGCCUCACCGGUUCAUGCGGCACAUCCUUAAAAUGUGGUGCAGCAGGUAAACCACCCGCAACCUUAGCAGAGUUCACCCUUGGAAAACUAGACUUCUAUGACGUCAGCCUUGUAGACGGGUUUAACAUCCCCAUGGCAGUGAAGCCCCUGCACGGGGUAGGAAACUGUUCGAUAGCUGGGUGUGAUCAAGACCUUAGGAAGAAUUGUCCAAAGGAGCUUUCUGUUAAGUCCCACGGGAAGACGGUCGCAUGCAGGAGUGCAUGUGACGUGUUUGAUACCGAUGAGUAUUGUUGUAGAGGACUCUAUGGAGGUCCAUCUGUUUGCCAUCCAACUUAUUAUUCCAAGUUAUUCAAGCAAGCUUGCCCAACUUCUUAUAGUUAUGCUUAUGAUGAUCCUACUAGUAUUUUUACUUGUACUGGCACUGAUUAUGUCAUCACCUUCUGUUCUUCCAGGUCCAAGGCUGCAUGCACGUACCAUAAUCAUAAACUAAUAUGCAGUGGGUCCAUGGGAACUAAAUCAUUGCUCAACGGAUGGUGGUCUUUCACACUUGCUCUACUAUUCCUAAUUACUCUCCGGAGUAUGUAUUGACUAGCUUGUAAUUUGUAAACUUCCCUCCUUUUGGACUAGCAUACAUUUUUCAUUUGAAAGAAUUCAAGAGGUGGGGGUGUGUACAUUCAAGAUUAAUUUACUACCAAGUAUAUAUCAUAUAUUGUGUACGUACUUAUUGAGAAUAGAAUGUCAACCAAGAAUUGUACAUAUAUAGGAGUUCAUCUUUUUAUUUUGUUAUAUGAACAUUUGUACCGAA